GGCGGCGCCGCCGCCGCCGCCGCCACCGCCUACUCCGCAUUCUUCGCCUCCUCCGCCUCCUCCGCCUCCUCCGCCUCCUCCGCCUCCUCCGAUUCCUCCGCCUUCUCCGGCUCCUCCUGGUCACAGCGCUAAAUCUGGGACCCGAUCGUGCGGAGUUGUGUGCUUUGCCGAAGCGGGACCAGGAAUCCCCUUCAAGCCAAUCUGGUGAUACUUUGGCAGAAGUUAAGGAGAAAAACAUAUCCUUUGAUUGCUAUGAAGAUUGAAAUGAGUAUAAAAAUUGGUAAAGUGCCUGGCCCAUAAGUUAUGGGACAUGUACACAUAUACAGUCAAACACUGUACUCGUCUCAUUUUGACGAGAAAAAAGUGUUUCAGCACUUGGCGGUUGCACGGGAAUCGUCGCCUUUGCUAGAACUUGUAUGAGUCACAAUGCUGCCCCACAAGAGAAAAUGUUUCAUCACUCAUCACUUGCUCGCCAUUUGGUGCCCCUCUCUCACAAUGAAACAGAAGUCGUCACAUCAGCCUCACGGUAGCUCGGGAACAGUGCAGAACCCCCACAUAUUCGUCAUUACUGUCUUGUACUUUUGUGCAUUUUAAAGACUAAUCAUGGGUCGCAAAAAGGUUAAGAGUGAUACCACUAAGCCUAAAAGGCAGUUAAUAAGAACCACAAUCGAAAAGAAAAAAGAGAUUGUAGCUAAGUAUGAGAGUGGUAUAGGUGUGACUGAUAUUGCUCUUAUGUUCAAGAUGCCGAGAACGACGAUUUCGACGAUCGUGAGAAAUAAGGAAGCAAUAAAAGCUGCAAGUGUUGCUAAAGGAGUAAAGUCUGUGAGUAAGCAACGUUCACAGACAUUGGAAGAAGUUGAAAAAUUGCUUUACAUCUGGAUUAAGGAAAAAGAGUUAGUGGGUGACAGCAUUUCUGAGGCAAUUAUUUGUGAGAAAGCUAGGCAAUUGCAUGCUGAUCUGUUAAAAGACAAGCCUGGAACAAGUGGUGAGAGCACUGAAGUAUUUAAAGCCAGUCAUGGAUGGUUUGAUAAAUUUAAAAAGAGAACUGGUAUUCAUAGUGCGGUGAGGCAUGGAGAGGUCACUGAUGAAGAUGUUGAAGAGUUAGUGGAGGCGCACAGAGCAGAGCUCGGCACUGAGGAGCUGCGGGAACUUCAAAGGGAGCAGCAACAGAUAGUGGCUGAGGAAAUUUGUACAGGUGAUAAGGAGGGAAGGGAGGAAGCAUCUACUGCAUUGAUUAAGGAAAUGUGUGGAAAAUGGGUUGAAGUUCAAAACUUUGUGGAAAAGUAUCACCCAGACAAAGCUCUAGCAAGCCGAAAUGUGGACCUGAUUAAUGAACAGACAAUGUCACACUUUAGAAACAUUUUGAAAAAUAGACAGAAACAAGUUUCUCUUAAUAGGUUGUUAGUUAAUCUCCCUAAAUCUGAGUCUCCAACAGUGUUCGGUGAAGCCAAGAGACAGAAAACAGAGGAAUCCCCUGAGAAAUCACCUGAAAUUGUCUUGGAAGAGGACCCUACUUCCUCUACCUCACCACUAUCCCAUUAUGCCAGGAACUUCUCUCAGUACAGGUUCUUUGGCAUGAACACAGCAGGAGAAUUAGACUUGAUGGAACAGACUCCUGUGUUAUUAGGGAAUAAAGCCAUGGCAGCUAGUCUUAUAGAAGUAGGAAAUUCACUUGGUGAUCCAGCUAGUCCUGUAGUGAAUAGCUCUAGAACCUCAGCAGUGGAAGAUGAUGAUGAUGAUGAUGAUGAUGAUGAUGUUGUGUUUAUUGAAUCUAUACAUCCUCCUUCCACUUCUUCGGCAAUAGCCGAUCAAAGAAAUUUUAUAUUUGCUUCAUCAAGAAAUGAAAAGCUACAAGGAAAUUAUUCCAUAAUUCAUUCUUCCUCAAGAGAUUUGGCUUCUCAGAAGGGAAAUGUAAGUGAGACAAUUGUUAUCGAUGAUGAAGAGGACAUAGAAACAAAUGGAGGAGAAAAGAAAACUUUUUCCAGUUUUACUGAAUGGGGACUUCCAGUAACUAAAAACAGAACCAAAGAUGUGGAUUUCUCCACUCCCAGUCUUUCAAGAAGAAAGACCAAGACUGGAGUAGGACCUUUUAAUCCUGGUAGAAUGAAUGUGGCAGGAGACGAAUUUCAGAACGGAGGAUUUGCAACUCAUCAUAGUCCUGAUUCUUGGAUCUCCCAGUCAGCAUCAUUUCCACGUAAUCAGAAAAAGCCAGGGGUGGAUUCUUUAGCACCAGUGGCCUCACUUCCCAGACAGAUUUGCCAGCCUUCAGCCCAGCAGCAACUUACUAAACCAGCUAAAAUCACUUGUGCACACUGCAAAAAUCCUUUACAGAAAGGACAGACAGCUUAUCAACGGAAAGGAUCAGCUCACCUCUUUUGUUCUACCACCUGCCUUUCCUCCUUCUCUCAUAAGCGUACUCCAAAGAAACGCAAUAUAACGUGUAAAAAAGAUGCACCUACAAAAAGGGCUAAUGUUGUUCCUCGAGUGCAGUCGAACCAGCCUCUCCAAGAAUUCUCUAGUUCAUACUGUGUGUCUCCAUACGAAGACAACCAGAGUCUCAGAAAAAGAAUUCUGAACAAAUCAAGAUGUACAAUCUGUAGUAAACUAACAGAGAUUCGCCAUGAAGUCAGCGUUAAUAAUGUGACACACAAACUAUGCAGUAACCACUGCUUUAAUAAGUACAGGUUGGCUAAUGGCUUGAUAAUGAAUUGCUGUGAACAGUGUGGAGAGUACCUGCCCAGCAGAGGUUCUGGAAACAGUGUCCUGGUGAUUGAUGGCCAGCAGAUGAGAUUCUGCUGCCAAAGUUGUGUUAAUGAAUAUAGACAGAUUGUAGAAACAAAAUCAAAAAAAUUGUCCACAUCAGAAAACAGAAAAAGGGAUGCCGUUAGAGAAGAAAAUGAAAGAAAAUUACAUGGAUCAUUUAAUAUACUUUUGGAAAAAAUAGAGGGACUACCAGAAAAAAAGGAAAAGACUUCAGAGUCACAGGUAUCAGCAGAAUGCAGCACAGAUGCAUCACGAACCAGACAGGAUGUGAAUUUACCUACUUCUGUGUCUACCAUAGCUGAUACAUUUCAAGAGCAACUGGAAGGGAAAAAAUCAGAGGACUCCACUCGACCUAUUGUGCUUUCUGCAGAUCCAGGCACAUGGCCACGAAUUUUGAAUAUUAAACAACGGAGUAUUCUUGUUGAAAAUGAUCCACCUCAAGUAAGAAAUUUUAACUUUCCAAAAGACAAUACAGGGAGGAAGUUUUCAGAAACUUACUAUACACGAAUUCUUCCAAAUGGUGAAAAAACCACUAGGUCCUGGUUACUUUAUUCAACCUCAAAAGAUUCUGUGUUUUGUCUAUAUUGCAAACUCUUUGGGGAAGGAAAAAAUCAGCUGAAGAAUGAGAGUGGGUGCAAAGAUUGGCAGCAUUUAUCACAUAUUCUUAGCAAACAUGAAGAAAGUGAAAUGCACAUCAACAACAGUGUUAAGUAUUCAAAAUUAAAAUCUGAUUUGAGAAAAAACAAAACUGUUGAAACCGCAGAACAUAAAGUAUAUGAGAAUGAGAACAGUGAGGGUGUGCUGUUGCUGUACACCUGAUAUACCUGACAGGAUCUUAUGUUCAUCUCAGAGGAUAUCUGUACCUAACAGUUAAUACCAUUGUGUCGUGAGGCACCUACACAGAGUAACUCAACUGUUAUUAGCAAUAAGCAUAAUAGCAAAUAAAUAAUAAAGAAUGUUUCUUUCCCAAAUUGUAAAGCUAGUUGUAUUCAAUAGUGAUUAAUGCAAGUUUCAAUAAAGGGAGUUAAUUUUUUCAGUUAAGUCAGUUCACACCUUUUUAAAAUGGCAUUUGAUAGGUUUGUUUAAUUUUCUGUUCUGAUUAUGUUUAAAAAACUGAGAAAAAGGUUUAGAUUUUUCAAUACCAGUUUGAACAAAAUACUUACGUAAACAAGUGUUUUCAUCAUCAUCAUUAAAAUAAAAGCAUUCAGCCCUGACCUGUGUGGCUCAGUUGGUUGGGUGUCGUUCUGCAAAGUGAAGGGUCCUAGGUUUGAUUCCUGGUCAGGGCACGUGUCUGGGUUGCGGCCUCAGUCAAUGGUCAGGGCAUGUACAAGAGGCAGCUGAUUGAUAUAUCUCACGUUGAUGUUUCUCUCCCUCUCUUUCUCCCUCCUUUUCCCAAUCAAUAAAUAAAUAUUUAUUAAUUAAAAACCUCCAGAAGCAGUUUAAGAGCAGAAUGAGAUAUGAAACUGCACCUUUUUGCUGUUAAACCAAAUACUCGUGAUUUAUUUUAUUUGAGCAAAACAGCGUCAUUUGUUAUAUUCAGUACAUUUUAAAGUGGUGAAUUUGCAUUUUAUUGGCUCUGUUUUAAUUGAUAAAUGUUUUAG
Pteronotus mesoamericanus is the source of this 4364-nucleotide messenger RNA. RefSeq names its product zinc finger MYM-type protein 5-like. Gene Ontology annotation, molecular function: zinc ion binding. The transcript has 9 exons. The record is from RefSeq and is a predicted model, not a curated record. Bases 604 to 3582 code for a protein of 992 amino acids. NCBI's taxonomy places the organism in Eukaryota, Metazoa, Chordata, Mammalia, Chiroptera, Mormoopidae.